Messenger RNA from Limulus polyphemus (Atlantic horseshoe crab), 2015 nucleotides. RefSeq names its product serine/threonine-protein phosphatase alpha-3 isoform-like. The record is from RefSeq and is a predicted model, not a curated record. Bases 322 to 1287 code for a protein of 321 amino acids. Gene Ontology annotation, cellular component: cytoplasm; nucleus. Lineage: Eukaryota; Metazoa; Arthropoda; Merostomata; Xiphosura; Limulidae. The transcript has 10 exons. Gene Ontology annotation, molecular function: protein serine/threonine phosphatase activity.
UAUUGUAAUUUCUUAAAGCAAUAAGAAACUUACGUUACAAAAUUACUUCAAUGUAUGUAAAUGACUAAUGAAGCUAACUUAAUUUAUUAUUGAUUGCUUUAGAUAGUUAUAUUGGUAGUAUUUGGUUACGUUGUAAUUUUUAUUUGUAUUGGAACUUGAGUAAAUCUGAUGUCCUCGUGUAUCUCACAAGGAUGACAAGAGGGCAGAUAUUAUGAUGUAAAGAAGAAACUGCAAAACCACAGAUCGUUUACCAUUUUCUUCCAUAUUGGCUGAACAAAAGACAAAUUUUGGUUACUGUGUAAUAAAUAACACACAUUCCGCAUGCCCCAAACAGUGUUCAUGUCAAACAGAAUGAACUAUCGUAAUGAACUGAACGUUGACAAAAUUAUUGAGCAACUGUUGUCCGUAAGAAACUCAUUGGAAAAACAGGUCCAGUUACCUGAACACCAGAUUAGGCAGCUGUGUCAGGUUUCUAGAGAAAUAUUCCUUAAUCAACCCAUGCUUGUGGAACUAGAAGCCCCAGUAAACAUCGUUGGUGACAUACAUGGUCAGUAUGGUGACCUUUUGCGCCACUUCAAUAAAAUAGGUUAUCCUCCUGAGGCUAACUACUUAUUUCUUGGAGAUUAUGUAGACAGAGGUCGUCAAUCCUUGGAGACCAUAUGUUUGUUGUUAUCCUACAAGAUUAAGUUCCCUAAUAACUUCUUCCUCUUAAGAGGAAACCAUGAAUGCGCCAGUAUUAACAGGGUGUACGGAUUCUAUGACGAAUGUAAAAGAAGAUACAGCAUCAAACUGUGGAAGACUUUCACUGAUUGUUUCAACUGCCUGCCAGUAGCUGCCUUAGUAGAGGGUACAAUAUUCUGUAUGCAUGGCGGUCUCUCACCUGAUUUACUGAACUUGGAACAGCUUCGACAAAUACCCCGUCCGAUCGACGUGCCUGACAACGGCCUAAUCUGUGAUCUACUAUGGUCAGAUCCAGAUGAGGACAUAACAGGCUGGGGAGAAAAUGAUCGAGGUGUGUCAUACACUUUUGGUGGUGACGUAGUUCGAAUGUUUCUUGAAAAACAUGAUCUAAGUUUAGUUGUCAGAGCUCACCAGGUUGUCGAAGAUGGUUAUCAGUUUUUCCAGAAAAGACAGUUGGUAACGAUAUUCAGUGCUCCUAACUACUGUGGGGAGUUCGAUAACGCUGGUGCUGUCAUGACUGUGUCAGAAGAUCUCACUUGCUGGUUCACAAUCCUGCCGCCUGACAGAAUGAGACUCUUUAUCAAAUCACCUGGAAGCAAAGACUGAGACCAGAUAAUCUUAAAAUUGUUGGAUCGAAAAUGAAAAUUUACCUAUUUUCUGUUGGAUGUCAACUCAUCAAAAUGAGAAGAAAUGCGAGUAACUAAGAUUUACGCUUCAAAAAGAUCCGUAUCGAGAUCGUUAGAGGACAGAGAAGGGAAUUGUUUUCAGAACUAUUUCAUGUGUCAACACACCAACGUAGGGAAUACAAAAAUAUCACACAAACUUGAAUCAGUUAUCUUGUUUACUAAGAACUGGAUCUCUGUUACUUAACUGAGCUGACUGAUGUAUUGUGACAAUGAUAAUUUCAAUACAGUUUUUGUUAAACUUUGUCCGCUGAACUCUUUAAACAAUGACUUAUUAAAUGCUGUUCUUUGCCAUUUUAAAUAUUUAGGAUUUAAUGCAUAGGUUUGUUUUAAAAUAUAUUGAAAUCAAACUUUUAUAUAUACUUAUCAAACACCAGAAAAACAAAUAAAAAACUUAUUCCUGCACUAGUUGGAAUAAAAUUUUCUGUACGAUAACUAUAGGUAUAUUACAUCGGUUUACAGAAGUUGAAUCACGUAUCGAUGCAGUUAUUUUUCUAAUAGGGUUUCGUAAUACAUAAUUAUUUUAACCACAAAUUUUACUUAUUACAUAAUCAAGAGCUUUUAAUUAACCGAAACAUAAAUGUUAUAUCUGCUGGUUUUGGCUAAUUGUAUAAAAAUAUACAUAUAAUAUAUAUACUAAUAACUAAAGUC